Messenger RNA from Loa loa (African eye worm), 402 nucleotides. RefSeq lists its product as hypothetical. The record is from RefSeq and is a predicted model, not a curated record. The transcript has 3 exons. NCBI's taxonomy places the organism in Eukaryota, Metazoa, Nematoda, Chromadorea, Rhabditida, Onchocercidae. The coding region runs from base 25 to 402 and encodes 125 amino acids.
UUGCAGGUAUUUGGAUUGCUUAUUAUGCUGUCACUCGUUAUCACCAAAUAUUUGAUUGCAUUAGCGAUAAUUGCAAUACUAUCAGUUACUGAAACGGAUGCACAGGCACUGGCACUAAAUCCUGCUACUUUAACUGGCAACAUGCAAGUAAACGGCAACACUGUGGCCGCUAAUGGCAACGCAAUGCAGUUGGUCUUUCUUGUUGGAGAUGAUCAAAGAAGAAAUCAAACUGAACAAUCUCCUCAACCUCCUCAAGCUUCUUCUAGUUCAGAUUUACUUGCAACUUUUUUACUAGCUUCAUUACUAGGGUCAGCUUCUCCAUAUGGUUAUUAUUAUCCAUACUUCGGUUACUCUCCUUAUUCCUACGGUUAUCCUCCCUAUUACUAUUAUUAUUAUGGAUAA